AUGAUUUGUGAGCAUCCUAUAAGAGUUGGAGAUUUUGGAACAAAAGUUGAGUUAGUUAGAAUAUUAAUUUUGGUNUUGCUAUGGAUCGAAACGGCCACCGUACUGGACAUUCUCUACUACUACUUUCACGGCUACGCUGAUUACAUCAACGAAGAAACCGUGACCGAAGCUUCGUGUUCCAUAAAUCUUCCAGGGUUACCGUUUUCGCUUUCCCAGCGAGAUAUACCUUCUUUUUUGUUGCUCUGGAAACCGACCAUGUUGUCUUUUACUUUCCCAGCGUUUCAGGAACAGAUUCUGCAGCUUGACCGAGAAAAAAACCCGACGGUGCUGGUGAAUACGUUUGAAGCAUUGGAAUCUGCGGCGCUGAGGGCCGUUGACGGGAUGAACAUGAUCCCCAUAGGGCCGUUGAUUCCUUCUGCUUUCUUAGACGGGAGAGACCCUAGUGAUGCUUGCUUCGGUGGAGACAUAUUCCCUGUGUCAAACGAUUAUGUUACGUGGCUUGAUUCGAAGGAAGAGAAGUCAGUGGUUUACGUGUCCUUUGGGAGCUAUCUAGAGUUAAGCAAAGGACAAAUGGAGGAAAUUGCACGAGCGUUAUUUGAUUGUGGACGUCCAUUCUUGUGGGUCAUACGAGAAAAGGAGAAUCAGGAGGAGGUACUGGAAUUGGGAAUGGAAUUGGAAAAGAAAGGGAAGAUAGUGACGUGGUGCUCUCAAGUGGAGGUUCUUGCACAUGGUUCUGUAGGUUGUUUUCUGACGCACUGUGGGUGGAAUUCGACCAUGGAAAGCCUUGUUUCUGGGGUUCCAAUGGUGGCGUUUCCACAGUGGACAGAUCAGAUGACUAAUGCAAAGCUUGUAGAAGAUGUGUGGAAGAUUGGGUUGCGGGUAGACCAUGAUGUGAAUGAAGAUGGGAUAGUGGAAGGGAAGAAGAUUAAGAGAUGUUUGGAUGUGGUUAUGGGCAGUGGAGACAGAGCAUGUGAGUUGAGAAAGAAUUCACAGAAAUGGAUGGCUUUGGCUAGGGACGCUGCCAUGGAAGGUGGCUCAUCGGAAAACAACCUCAAGGCUUUUUUUCAUCAUGUCGGAGAUAAAUUUAUGCAUACUCAGAACACUCAAAACUAAUUGUGUCUUGUAAUGCGUUAUACGGGUUAAGUU
Molecule: messenger RNA, 1146 nt
Organism: Vigna umbellata (rice bean)
Lineage: Eukaryota; Viridiplantae; Streptophyta; Magnoliopsida; Fabales; Fabaceae
Source: RefSeq, a predicted model, not a curated record